AUGCAGUAUCCGCUUUCCAAGUACGAAUAUCAAAAUUCAGUUCGAAAAUCUGAUUGAUCUAGCCAACAAUGGUAUUAUGAUCGAUCUAAACGAGCAUACACCAGUAAAAAUCACUGGCUGUCCCAUGAGCAUCCCGCUGCCAAAUACCAGCAAUAGCGUGGGUAGCGGCGGUAGCAGUACCAGCACCGGUGGUGCUAUCUGCGUUUCGGGCAACAAAUCACCAUCGUGCAGCGUAAUCUAUGCGCCACUAAAAAUUUCGAUUCCUUCCGAGCAGGCGACUAGCGGUGGAAGCGGACAGGGCCUUCUGAACGACAUUCCGCGUGGACGCUGUCGUGGUAGUCUUGUUGGUGGCGUAGGUGGAGGAAGUGGUGGCCGUGGUAGUGACAUACACGGCGGUGGUGGGGGAAGUGUCGGCAGCGGCUACCCGUCGCCGACGGGUACGAUAAGUGCUGCAAAUAGCUGCCCAACAAGUCCUAGGCAAAACGUCCACGACUUUGCCCAGUACAGUAGCAAUCAUCAUCAUCAUCAUCAUAGCAACAUUAGUCACUCCACUGGCACCAAUACCAACAACAACAAUUAUUCUGAAUUUCAAGCACCUGCUACACAAUCUUUGGAAAGUGACAAACCACCGUAUAGUUAUGCGCAGCUUAUCGUGCAAGCUAUAUCUGCAUCGCCGGAAAAACAGUUAACAUUGUCUGGAAUCUACUCGUUUAUAUCGAAAAAUUAUCCCUAUUAUCGUACCGGCGCUAACAAGGGUUGGCAAAAUUCAAUCCGUCAUAACUUAAGCCUCAAUCGUUAUUUCAUCAAAGUGCCAAGGUCGCAAGACGAACCAGGCAAAGGCAGCUUUUGGCGGAUAGAUCCAUCCAGCGAACUGAAGCUGAUCGACCAGAGCUAUCGGAAACGCCGUCAGCGAGGUUCGCAAUGUUUUCGUUCUCCAUUCGGUAUGCCAAGAUCUGCGCCGGUUUCUCCUAAUUAUACAGACAAUUCGCGUGAAGGUUCCCCAAUCAACGAAGAACUGCUGCUGUCUGCACCAGGUUCUCCCGGACAGAACAAUAGUAGCUACUCUGCGAACAAUCAUGAUGAUGAAAUUCCCGUCGUAUGCGCCGACAUCUGCGGUGACGCCUUUCACGGAAAGUGUCUCGGGGUCUCUGCGACGUGCCGCAAGGAGCUGGCCUGCAAUUCGCAGCUCAGGUGGAUCUGCCCCAUAUGUCUUGGUGCGCAUAAUGACGGUAGCGCUAAAUGUUUGAUGGCUGGGCUCAUGCGCGACCUAGUCCCGCUGUUCGGUGAGUUUAAACGUGAGAUCCUCACUGAGCUGGACCACCACCUCGCGUUGCUCACCGACCUGUCUCACUCGUCGAAUCACCGGGACCCGGACGGCGUCCGCGACAUCGUUGGUGAAGGCUUCAAAACCGCAACUAAUGCGUCGACCUUGACGGAGCCGACAAUUCGGCGUGCUACGGAGAACAGCUACGGAGGUCAUCGAGGACACUCAGCUC
Messenger RNA from Anopheles bellator, 1496 nucleotides. RefSeq names its product protein fork head-like. Gene Ontology annotation, molecular function: RNA polymerase II cis-regulatory region sequence-specific DNA binding; DNA-binding transcription factor activity, RNA polymerase II-specific. Lineage: Eukaryota; Metazoa; Arthropoda; Insecta; Diptera; Culicidae. The record is from RefSeq and is a predicted model, not a curated record. The annotation marks the transcript as partial. Gene Ontology annotation, biological process: regulation of transcription by RNA polymerase II. The transcript is spliced from 4 exons.